GGCCCACAGCGCUGCCUGUCCGUCUGUCUGUGUGUCCGUCCGUCUGUCUGCCGCCGCUGUCUGUGGGUCUGCUAACAGGCACUGCGCUCCGCUGGAAACUCUGGGAUUAUGACAUCCACGCAUGGAAUAUCUGGGAUUGGUUUGUGCUCCAUCCAGGCCUGAGAUGCGGCUCUAAAAUGUCGGCGUUUCCCGCUGUUUUCCAGUUUUCUGCUGGAUGUGAGCGUGUGAUGGCUGCGCUCCAGUGAACGGGGAGCACGUUGACUGGAUCUGCCUGUUCACUCCACCACUUCUGGAGCGAGUCUUGUCUGUUUUAACCGGAUUUAUCUGGACAUAUGGAGUGUACAUGAACACUGGUCGGAUAGGGAUUCCAAACGGGGAGGCGAUGUGGGGAGCAGGGAGGAGGCGCGGGGUCCUGCCCUGAGGAGGCGUCCUGCGGCUGGGAGGAGCGCGGCCCUCCUGUGGCCCCCCUGCGACGCUCCGGGACGCUCCUACUAAGAUGUCCCUCAGCAGCGGCCCUGCAGGCGGGAAAGGUGUGGACUCCAACGCGGUGGACACGUACGACAGUGGCGAUGAGUGGGAUAUCGGUGUUGGCAAUCUGAUCAUUGACCUCGACGCCGACUUGGAAAAGGAUAAACUAGAGAUGUCGAGCAGUAAGGAGGGAGGGGGCUUGGGAGGCCCCCCCAGCGCUGUGGCUGCUUUACCUGACAAUAUAAAGUUUGUUAGUCCUGUGGUGGCUGCACAGGGCAAAGAGAGCAAAUCCAAAUCCAAGCGCAGCAAGAACUCUAAGGACAGCUUGAAAGCCCCGGUCUCGGACGGAGCCAAGAAGGAGAUUCCGGGUCGCGUCUCUGCGGACCCGCCCCCCCAGAACCCCAACUCCACCCCGCCCAAGGGAACUGACAAGUUGAGUAAACCCUCCCGUACUCUCCCCACUGUGAAAAAGGACAAGGAUAGUGUGUCUGGGAAGAGUAAGAAGGAGAAAAUGGAGGUUGUGGCCACAGGAGUGGUAAGCACUGAGAAAGAGUCUGGGGCCCCUGUUCUGCCAUUGGGGGCCCCUCGCAGCAGCCCGUUCGAGGGCCAACUAAACCCCGAAUUAGCUGUGAGUGAGCAGCUUGGGAAUAUUAUGGCACUGGACUCGACGGGGAUCGGCCAGCCUGUCGCCAUGGUGGCAGAGCAGGAGGAGUUGGACGGAGGAGAGUGUCGAAAUCUGAAGAAGCUCGUCAGUGGUGAAAAGAUGGAGUCUCCGGUCUCCACGCCUGCUCCUCCUCCGCUCCACCUCCUCGCCCCCGUCAUCAACAGCGACAUCUCGUCGCCCUGCGAGCAGAUCAUGGUCCGCACGCGCUCGGUUGCAGUGAACACGGCGGACGCGGCACUGGCGACUGAGCCGGAGUGCCUGGGACCCUGUGAGCCAGGCACCAGCGUCAACCUGGAGGGAAUCGUGUGGCAGGAGACGGAGGACGGCAUGCUGGUUGUGAACGUCACCUGGAGAAAUAAGACGUAUGUGGGAACCCUGCUGGACUGCACUAGACAUGACUGGGCCCCACCAAGGUUCUGCGAGUCGCCCACCAGCGACGUGGAGAUGCGGAGCGGACGUGGUCGGGGAAAGAGGAUGCGGCCCGGCAGCAACACGCCACUUAAUGACAACAGCAACUCGUCGGACAACAAAGGCAGUGGAAGCAGCAAGACGCGCGGAGCCGCCGCCAACACCAAAGGGCGGCGAGGCAGCCAGACGACGGGUGGUGCCGAGGACGCUAAGGCCAGCCCGUCGUCCGCCAAGAGGAAGACGAAACCUGCCUCCGACAUGGAGCCCACGUCCAGCUCCGAGGACACGAAGGCGUCCAAACGUAUGAGGACUAACUCUACCGGUGCUGCCCCCACCCCUCUGGGCGGUAAACCCGAUCCCCUCCCCCCUCCGCAGCUGGACCGCACCUGCCCCUCCCCCGUGCUCAUUGACUGCCCCCACCCCAACUGUAACAAGAAAUACAAGCACAUCAACGGGCUGAAGUACCACCAGGCCCGAGCCCACAACGACCACGAUGUACGCUUGGACCAGGACGGGGACAGUGAAUACGGGGACGACCCCGCCCUCCAUCCUGACCCCGCCUCCUGCAACGGUGCCGCCAUCUCCCCUGCGCGCUCCACGACACCUAAAGGACGAGGCUUUGACGCACCCUCCCCCUCAUCGGGGAAAAUGGCGUCAAAGGGGAAGAAGAAGGCAGGGGAGGCGGAGCUCGAGGUGACGGACGGCGGUGAGGAGGUGGCGUGUUUGACUGACGAGGCCAGCAACGACGGUAUGGACGACAGAAAGGCCAAGAAGGUGGUGGGCGGAGGGAAACCAGAUAAAGGGGCCCAGAAAGGCCUGAAACCGGGCCGUCCUUUAGCCCCCGCAGCCACUGGAGCUCCUUCACCUUACGCCCUGCAGGCGUCCUCCCCCGCUCUGGGCUCAGUGGUACAGUCCAUCCCCAAGAGCCCCCAGCUGAAAAACAGCCAGCCUAAACCCCCUCCUUUGGCUGACCCCGCCUCCAGCCCCGCCCUUGCCAAGGACAAGAAGAAAAAGGACAAGAAGAAGAGGGAGGGAGUGAAGGAGGGGGACAGCCCAAAGGCCAUGUGCAAGGGGGGGAGGCCGGAGGAGGGGAGGAGCCCGUACUCUGAUCCGUCUGAUGCUCUGCUCAACGGCUCCUCGGAAGCUCACCAGAGCCGGCUCGCCAGCAUCAAAGCUGAGGCCGACAAGAUUUACAGCUUCUCGGACAACGCCCCCAGCCCGUCCAUAGGUGUGGCCAGCAGGAUGGAGGCUGGCCUUGCUCCGCCGCUCCACCUCAACCAGAACGGAGCCGACAACGCGUCCAUCAAAACCAGCAGCCCCGCCUACUCCGACAUCUCUGACGCGGGGGAAGAUGGCGAGGGAAAGGCGGACGGCGUGAAAGUGAAGGCGGAGCCUGACCAGGGUCCUCGCGAAAGCGCCAAGAAGGCACUGUUUCCUCCACAGCCGCAAAGUAAGGAGUCACCCUAUUUCCCCAACUACGACUCCUAUUACUCGCCCAGUUACCCCAACCCCAGCCCGGGGGCAGCACCGGCGGCUCCACCACACACAGAGGGAGCUCAGGUAAAGGUGAAAAAGGAGGAGGAGCCAGACGUGGGAGAGGAGAUCAAACUCAAGGUGGAGCCUCAGGAGGAAAGGAAGGUGGAGCCGGGGCCUCAGCAGCCGUCAGUCAUCCAGCAGCGCCCCAACAUGUACCCCCAGCCUCUCUACUACAACCAGUACUAUGUACAGCCCUACUCCUACUCGCCCGACCAGGCAUACCACGCCCACCUGCUGGCCUCUAACCCCGCCUACCGCCAGCAGUUUGAGGAGCGGCAGCGACAGGCCGACAAGAAGGCUGAGAGCAAAGAGCGCGAGGCAGCCGGGAAAGACGAGUGGAAGCAGAAAGCAUCGGUGCCCCCAACGCUGACCCGGGCCCCCAGCCUCACCGACCUCACCACCAAGGGCCCGCUCAACCCGGGCAAGUCUAAAGAGCCGCCGCCACUGCCGUCGUCCGAGCAGGCCAAGUCAGUCAUCAUGGCCAAGGCGGAGGAGGCCAAGGCCCCCAGUGUCCAGUCUGAGGGUCUGAAGAUGAAGCUGAGUGAAGCAGGGCAUCAUGGGAAGGAGGAGGCAAAGCAGGGUGUGGAGUCAGGCAGGCCGACAGGCGUGGAGCCCGCCAUGUGGUACAGACAGGAGCCCGACUCGCGCCUCUGGCCGUACGUCUACCCCAACAAGUACUCGGAGGCUCCCAAGCCGCAGGAGGAGGACCGGUGGAAGGAUGAACGCGAGCGAGAGCGGGACAGGAAGGGGAAGGAGGAGCGGCCGCGGGCAAAGGAGAGCCUCCAGAAAGAGGAGGCAAAGGAGGCGGUGGAGGGCAGGACGCAGCUGCCGCCGGAGGAGCACCGCGGGCCGGUGAAGGAGGCUCACCCCCCUCACAUGCAGUUCUCCUCCCCCCUCACACAGCACCAGGGCUACAUGCCCUACAUGCACGGACCUUACGCCUACAGCCAGGGCUACGAGCCCAGCCACCCCGGCUACAGAGGCAUGCCCUCUGUCAUGAUGCAGAACUACCCCGGCUCGUACCUGCCACCCGGCUACUCCUUCUCCGCAUAUGCGGGGAAGGUGGCGGCAGCGGAGGAGGGCGACAAACCCUCCCGGUCCAGUCCCACGGUGAAGCCGAGUGGUGAGGCCAAAGCCCUGGACCUGCUGCAGCAGCACGCCAGCCAGUACAAGAGCAAGUCCCCGUCCAUCCAGGACAACAAGACCCCGCACGAGAGGGAGCGGGAGAGGGACAGCGAGCGGCCGCGGUCCUCGCCCUCGCAGCGCAUCCUCCCGUCCCACCAUCACCUGGGUUACCCACUGCUGUCAGGACAGUACGACCUGUCCUACGCCUCAGGUCUCUCGUCUUCAGCCAUUGUUGCCAGUCAGCAAGCGUCCUCUCCGUCCAUGUACCCCCCAGCACGGAGGUGAGACUGACACACCUGAUUGGCUGACCCCGCCCACCAUCACCCUGCCCGGUGUCAUGUGACUGGAUCACAUGAGGAAACGCGUCUGAUUCAACAUCAGCUUGAUGGCAUUUGAUUUCUGCGCCUGGACGUCCAGACAGGAAGCUCCGCCCCCACCCCCGCGCCUCACUGGACUGAACGCCCCGCCCUCUCAUGGUUCCUCUGGUUCUGGGCGGAGUUCGGCCCCGAGGACGGGCGUGGCAGUGAGACGCGGUGGGUCAUCGGCACUGUCGGGCAGAGCAGCCGCCGUUGGUCGGGAGGCGGGGUCUAGUGGGUGAAGGGGGACGUCACGUGGCGGCGGGAGGCGGGCGAGGCUCAGCAUGACCUUUUGACCUCUGAGAACCUGACCCCACCCACUCGUUUCUCCGCUUCACCGGAAAUUUUUUUAAAAACAAAAUUAAAAUAAAUAAAACGCUGUGGGCGGAGGAGGACGGACCAAUCAGAGGGCAGCGAUGGGACUGGAGCUGCUGCCUCAGACUGACUGACCCCGCCCCCUUCUCCUCCUCCUCAGUGUGUAGCUGUACUGUACUCUGUGUGUGUAUGUGUGUGUGUGUAAAUACUGUACAGAGGAAUUAUUUUAAAGAGCCUGUUGAUGCUGUUUCCUACUCUUCUUUUUGUCUGUAGCCUCUGUUUUUCUACUGUUGUUGAUCUGAUAUUAAACCUGUAGCUGGUGAAACGGCGCCGAA
Molecule: messenger RNA, 5207 nt
Organism: Solea senegalensis (Senegalese sole)
Lineage: Eukaryota; Metazoa; Chordata; Actinopteri; Pleuronectiformes; Soleidae
Product: zinc finger protein 609-like
Exons: 9
Coding region: 497-4486 (1329 amino acids)
Biological process (GO): regulation of transcription by RNA polymerase II
Cellular component (GO): nucleus
Source: RefSeq, a predicted model, not a curated record